Ophidiomyces ophidiicola is the source of this 1497-nucleotide messenger RNA. It is a transcript of the gene TRM61, whose product is annotated as tRNA (adenine-N(1)-)-methyltransferase catalytic subunit trm61. NCBI's taxonomy places the organism in Eukaryota, Fungi, Ascomycota, Eurotiomycetes, Onygenales, Onygenaceae. Gene Ontology annotation, cellular component: tRNA (m1A) methyltransferase complex; nucleus. Bases 1 to 1497 code for a protein of 498 amino acids. The record is from RefSeq and is a predicted model, not a curated record. The transcript has a single exon. Gene Ontology annotation, biological process: tRNA methylation.
AUGGCCUCGCCGUUCCUUUCGUCGCAGCCCAUCGCCCAGGAGGGCUCGCUCGCCAUCCUCCAUCUGCGCCGCAGUCUCCUCACAGCCACCACCCUCAGCGCGCACGACGACGAGAACCUGGGCUACAAGGAGGGAAAAGUGACCAACACGCGAUACGGCUCUUUUCCACACAGCACUUUGAUCAAUAAGCCAUGGGGCUCGCAGAUCAUCGCGUCGAAGGUCGAUACGGGCUCCAGAGGCCGGAAGCCUAGGGCUGAAAAUGCCCAGCAGUCGUUGAAGAGAAAGCUGGAGGAAGUUGAAGUCUCGGAUGCGGUCGAUGGGUCGAAUACGCCUGAUGCGAUUGCGACAACAAGCGGCUUUGUUCAUCUGCUACGGCCUACGCCUGAAUCGUGGACAUCGUCGUUGCCGCAUCGGACCCAGGUGGUCUACACGGCCGACUACAGCUACAUUCUCCACCGUCUCCGCGCGCGCCCUGGCAGCUCCAUAAUUGAAGCUGGAGCUGGAAGCGGAUCUUUCACGCACGCGGCAGCCAGAGCCGUCUUUAAUGGCUAUCCAUGUGAAACCCAUGAUUCUAAAAGAAGGCGGGUUGGCCAGGUUUCCAGCUUCGAAUUCCACGACACACGGGCACAAAAGGUCCGGGAAGAGAUCAGGAGCCACGGUUUAGAAGGGAUCGUUCGCGUGAACCAUCGAGACGUUUACAAUGACGGAUUUCUCUUGGGGCCACCUUGGAACGGUGUAUCGCCCAAAGCACAAGCUAUUUUUCUUGACUUGCCUGCCCCGUGGCUGGCUCUCAAACAUCUUGUUCGAGACCCUCCUAAUGGUGCCGAGUCUCCAUUAGAUCCGUCGUCACCGGUAUAUAUAUGUACCUUCUCACCGUGUCUGGAGCAGGUUCAGCAAACUAUAAGCGCCUUGCGGCAGCACUCGUGGCUCUCCAUAUCCAUGGUCGAAGUAAUUCACCGUAACAUUGAAGUACGGAGAGAAAUACAUGGUGUCGAGUGCGAUGGCGGUAUCCGCGGCUCCAUUCCUGGCCCACGGAACGUCGAAGAGGCUCUUUCCAAGCUUCGAUCAGAGGAGCAGGCAAAAUCCAUGCGCGAAGCAUAUCGCGAGAACCAACUGCCCAGCGAAACAGACGGCGCCAACCAACUGAAAGACGGCAACGGCGGAGGAGGUAUUGCAGCAAUACGAACAAAGUCUGCCACUCCCGCCUCUAACGUUCUUCGGUCCCAGUCCGAAGACCAGGGGCCUCCGCCGUUCUUCAAACAAGGCCGCGUGGUCCACCGAUCCGAACCAGAGCUCAAAACCCACACUUCCUACCUGGUCUUCGCAGUUCUACCCUGCACCUGGUCUGAUGACGACGAACAGCAGUGCAGAGAAAAUUGGCCGUCGGCACGGUGUGAGGCCCCACGGGAGAAUACGAAAAAAAGCAAGAAGCAAAUGAAGCGCGAAGCUAGAGCUGAAGCUGCAAAGGCGCGGGCAGAAAACGGGCUCAAGACAUAG